AUGGAAACAUUUGAUUCUUACAACUUGUUUAGGGCUACAAAUAUUGAUGGUUGUGAUUUUGAAAGUCAUCUAGAAGGUCAUGAUGACACUUUUAUGGAAAAAAUAGAAGAUGCAUACACUCCAUUAUAUCCACAAUGCACUAAAUAUACUAAGUUAUCGUCAAUUGUUGCAUUGUAUAAGGUUAAAACUACCAAUGGAUGGUCUGACAAAAGUUUUGAUGAAUUGUUAAGACUUUUGAAUGAUAUGUUUCCUUUAGAUAAUAUGAUCCCCAAGUCUAUGUAUGAGGUUCGAAAAUUUCUUCGAUUAUUUGAUUUAGGAUAUGAAAAGAUUCAUGCGUGUGUUAAUGAUUGCUGUUUGUUUAGAAAAGAUAAAGAAAACUUGCAAGAAUGUCCAACAUGUGGAACUUCACGUUGGAUGUCAGAUAAGCUGACUAAAAAGGUUCGACAUGGUGUCCCAGCAAAAGUUUUGAGGUACUUUCCUAUAAUCCCUAGGUUGAAACGGAUGUUCAUGUCUAAAAUAAUUUCAAAGGAAUUAAGAUGGCAUCACAACAAUAAAAGUUGCGAUGGAAAAAUGCGUCACCCAGUGGAUUCAGCAGCAUGGGAGCUAGUCAAUGAUAAAUGGCCAUCAUUUUCAAAUGAAGAGAGAAAUAUUAGACUUGGCCUUUCCACAGAUGGAUUUAACCCAUUUAGACCUAACCAACCUGGGAAUGAUAUUGAUAUAUACUUAGAACCCCUCGUAGAGGACUUGAAAUUAUUAUGGAAUGAGGGUGUUGAUGCUCAUGAUGCAUUGGACAAUACAAAUUUCAAGUUGCGGGCUAUUUUGAUGUGGACAAUCCAAGAUUUUCCAGCAUACGGGAACCUUGCUGAGAAAAAUGUUUGUGAAAGCAUUUGCAAUACAUUGCUAGAUGUUGCUGGAAAAAGUAAAGAUGGACUAAAAGCUCACUUGGAUUUGCAACAUAUGGGUAUUAGGAGUGCAUUACACCCACAAGAGAAGGGGACUAGAACCUAUCUUCCUGCAGCUUUACACACACUAUCAAAGCUUGAGAAAGAAUUAUUUUGUAAAAGGUUGUUCUCAUUGAAAGUACCUGAUGGAUAUAGUUCAAAUAUUCGAAAUUAUGUUUCAAUGGAACAAUGCAAGCUCAUGGGCCUUAAGUCACACGAUUGCCACAUUUUGAUGCAACAAUUACUACCGGUGGCUAUAAAAGGAUUGAUGCCAUUGGGUCCAAGAGAUGCUAUAAUAAGAUUAUGCACGUUCUUUAAUCGAAUAUGUCUACGUGUUCUUGAUAGAGAAAGCAUAAUGACAUUAGAAAAUGAUGUUAUUGAAACUUUAUGCUUACUAGAGAGAUUCUUUCCACCAUCAUUUUUUGAUGUCAUGAUUCACUUAGUGGUUCAUAUCGGACGAGAAGCACGACUAUUUUAUGUGAACAUACUAUUAAUGAUGAGCAAUUGUGUGAUUAAUAGACGCAUGAAGAUAUUGAAAGAUUAUGUCAGAAAUCGAGCAAGGCCUGAAGGUUGUAUUGCAGAGUGUUAUCUUGCAGAUGAGUGUGUGAGCUUUUGUAAUGAAUUCACUGACCAUUCAAUUGAACUAAACACAAAAGAAGGUCGAAAUGAAGAGUGGUCAAAUGAUGUGAUACUUGAAGGUCGUCCAAUUUCUAGGAGGAAAGAAAUUAUAUUGACAGAUGAGUUGUUAGAAAUUGCACAUCGAUACAUUCUGUUAAAUACAUCUGUUGUGGAGCCUUUUCUAGAGUAA
Molecule: messenger RNA, 1749 nt
Organism: Humulus lupulus (European hop)
Lineage: Eukaryota; Viridiplantae; Streptophyta; Magnoliopsida; Rosales; Cannabaceae
Exons: 4
Coding region: 1-1749 (582 amino acids)
Source: RefSeq, a predicted model, not a curated record